CAACCCCCUCCCUUUCCCAGCCAGAAGGGAAAGUGACUGUUGCUACUGGUGCCUCUCCUCUCUCGGAGCCAUGGCCGCUCAGUGUGAUUCCCUGGCCGGAUACCUGCUGCAAGCUCAGCCGCUGCCAGAGCCCGGAGCCACCGACCCCGGCUCCAACAGCGAGAGAAGUACCGACUCCCCGCUAGCCGCCUCUGAGGACGAUAGCCAGACCCUCCCGCACUCCACUGACCCGGACUGGCUAGAGGAGAGGUUCAGGGUGGACCGUAAGAAGCUGGAGGCGAUGCUACAAGCUGCUGCUGAAGGGAAAGGCAAAAGUGGUGAAGACUUCUUCCAGAAGAUUAUGGAGGAAACAAACACACAAAUAGCCUGGCCGUCAAAACUGAAGAUUGGAGCAAAGUCGAAGAAAGCAGAUUAAGACAAUCUACAGAGUGGAUGGGAAACUGGUCACCAACCUGUCCUCCAGCCAACAGUAAAGCCACUCCAAUGUGCAGGUGACCCUCGUGUGCAUCCUCACUCAGAAACUGAGCUCUGGGUCGUGUGUCAGCUCCUACUUUUCCAAGAUGGAAAGUGAAGUGCUCUUCCACCAGCUCCCGCAACACAGCACCACAUCCUUCAUCAAAAUAGGACCAACUGCAAGAUCCUGGAAACAGGAAAUCAUUUUCCAAAGCUGCUCUUCUCAACAGAUGAUGAAACUCAGCACUGCCUCCUACCUGUCUGAGCUGCCUUUAUCAAAUGGAGAGGAAGAAUAUUUGAA
Rhincodon typus (whale shark) is the source of this 754-nucleotide messenger RNA. RefSeq lists its product as uncharacterized. The transcript is spliced from 4 exons. The record is from RefSeq and is a predicted model, not a curated record. Bases 71 to 415 code for a protein of 114 amino acids. Lineage: Eukaryota; Metazoa; Chordata; Chondrichthyes; Orectolobiformes; Rhincodontidae.